Messenger RNA from Penicillium digitatum Pd1, 897 nucleotides. NCBI's taxonomy places the organism in Eukaryota, Fungi, Ascomycota, Eurotiomycetes, Eurotiales, Aspergillaceae. The record is from RefSeq and is a predicted model, not a curated record.
AUGCCUCCCAAAAAAAAAACUAAGCGUGCGCACUCGCCCACACCCCAAGAUGAUACCAUGGCGGAGUCGAGCGCAAGCACCCCGUCAAGCGACAGCGCCGGCAAGUCGGACACAGAAUACGAUCUCAUCACAGAUCCCUGGACAGAUGAGCAAGAAACUGCGCUAUUAAAAGCGAUCAUAAAAUGGAAACCGGUCGGCCUACACAAACACUUCCGGAUGCUCGCAAUCUCGGAUUACUUGAAGAGCCAAGGAUACGCACCAUCCACCGCGGAACAUAUGCGAAUUCCAGGCAUCUGGAAAAAACUAGGCUCAUUAUACAAUCUGGAAGCCCUUGACGAGCGGGAAGAUUCAGUUAUUACCGAUAUCAAUGAAGACGAUGAAGGAUCGAGCGAAAUGUAUUGCACGUUCGAGCUCCCUUAUGACGAGUACGGCGAGAUGAUGUUUGAAAGGCGGCUUGCGAUGGAAGAAUCAUUGUCGCCCGUCACUAGUCGUGCUAGUCGUGCGGGUGGAUCGCGGCGAGGAAGUACAGUCGCGGAUACAGAUGCUAACCUCUUGCCCACCACAACAGAACCACGGUCUUCUCCUGCCCCAUCUCGAGGUCGUAAAUCCCGUCCCUCCACCCGCGGAACACGCUCAACUCGGCUUCAGGUAGAAAUCGGCCCAGGGAGUCAAGGGAAGGUAUCAGACGAAGGGGGAGAUUCGGCAGAAGACACUGGAGCAAAUGAUGAGGACGACGAGGAGGGCGAAGAAGGCGAGGAGGGCGAUAGCGACGAAGAUGAGGGCGAGGGCGAAAAAGGUGGUUCGCGGAGCACUCGAGCGCAGACAACUCGAUCCAAAGCCAAAGAUCACAGGCCCUCGACUAGCGCUGCGAUACGCAGGACUGCCCGACGGCGUUAA